ACUAAGCUACUUACCAUCAAUUUGCUACGCCACAAAGAUCCCCCCAGAUACUUAGCCAUGUCUAUGUCUGACUUAGAGAACGAUCCCCGGUAUCCCUGGAUAAAAGUGGAACAUCGACCUCCUUCGCCGAAACCCAAGAAAAAGAAGGAUCCGAACAAGAAACCCAAAGAUCUCAACAAGGGACCGAUCCCCACCGCCUACAGGGUCAGAAUAGCUAAGGACGGGACCAAGUGGCACUCUAUUAUAGACAUCCUCAGACCCAACAGUCCACCCGUGGAGUGGCCUGAGUACCCUGACCGACCACUUGAAGACGACUUCCCUCAAGGUAUGAACACCUAUUUUGAACAACUCUCCGACUGGGACCUCGAAGAUCCUGAAUGUGUCAUUAAAAAAUUGGGAAUACCAGAAAGGGAGAGAUUCAAACUCCGCAAGAAGAAGAAGCGCAAAAUGCCUAAAGACUUAGAGAAACUAGAGGCAAAACUCAACGCACCGGACGAAUUUCCUAACGGGCCUCCUUGUGGAAUUCCAACGUACGUGGAAAACCCAGAAUUGAUAGAGGAUGAUAGUUCUUACGAUAACGACACAUUUGACACAGUAGGGCUAUACCCGGCGACGGGUUAUGGGGGAGGAUUGACUGACAAACCCCCAGAAGACGACUCCUACUACCCGGAGUCCGGAGAGAUGGACGUGGACUCUGGUGAAAUCAGCUCCUAUGGGUAUAACAUGGACCGCGAAAAGAUGUGGAAGGAACUACAGGCGAUAUAGACGGGGGUAGUAAACACCCUUUCAGUAUGCUGUUCCUGUAAAUCAUUUAAAUUGACUA
This is a messenger RNA of Macrosteles quadrilineatus (aster leafhopper), 823 nucleotides long. RefSeq lists its product as uncharacterized. The record is from RefSeq and is a predicted model, not a curated record. The transcript has 3 exons. Bases 58 to 765 code for a protein of 235 amino acids. NCBI's taxonomy places the organism in Eukaryota, Metazoa, Arthropoda, Insecta, Hemiptera, Cicadellidae.